Molecule: messenger RNA, 1792 nt
Organism: Phragmites australis (common reed)
Lineage: Eukaryota; Viridiplantae; Streptophyta; Magnoliopsida; Poales; Poaceae
Product: 4-hydroxy-3-methylbut-2-enyl diphosphate reductase, chloroplastic
Exons: 10
Coding region: 124-1512 (462 amino acids)
Biological process (GO): isopentenyl diphosphate biosynthetic process, methylerythritol phosphate pathway; dimethylallyl diphosphate biosynthetic process
Molecular function (GO): metal ion binding; 4-hydroxy-3-methylbut-2-enyl diphosphate reductase activity
Source: RefSeq, a predicted model, not a curated record
ACAGAUAAAGGGAGCGGGUCCGGCGCCGAGGCAGCUAAUCCCAUUCGCUGUCCGCCUGCUGCUGUUCUGCUAGUGCUCUCCGCGACUCCUCCGCCACCGAGUACCAAGAGGCCCACGGCUGCGAUGGCGACCAUCACCACGCCGCUCCGCUCCGCGCUGCUCUCCCCGGCCGCCGCCGCCUCCUCGGCGCGCCGCCGCGGGGGCAGGCGCGCGCCCGCCUCCGUCCGGUGCGAUUCCUCUCCGCCCGCGGCGUCGGCGGCGGCGUCGCUCGACCCGGACUUCGACAAGAAGGCCUUCCGCCACAAUCUCACCCGCAGCGACAACUACAACCGCAAGGGCUUUGGCCACAAGAAGGAGACCCUCGAGCUCAUGAGCCAGGAGUACACCAGUGAUGUCAUCAAGACACUCAAGGAGAACGGGAACCAGUACACCUGGGGGCCCGUCACGGUGAAGCUGGCGGAGGCCUACGGAUUCUGCUGGGGCGUCGAGCGCGCCGUGCAGAUCGCAUACGAGGCGCGCAAGCAGUUCCCCGAGGAGCGCAUCUGGCUCACCAACGAAAUCAUCCACAAUCCCACAGUUAACAAGAGAUUGGAUGAGAUGGGCGUCGAAAUCAUUCCUGUUGACGCGGGUAUUAAGGAUUUUAAUAUUGUUGAUCAAGGUGAUGUUGUUGUAUUGCCUGCAUUUGGAGCUGCUGUCGAGGAGAUGUACACGCUAAAUGAGAAGAAAGUGCAGAUAGUCGAUACAACCUGCCCCUGGGUUUCAAAGGUGUGGAACAUGGUCGAAAAGCACAAGAAGAGUGACUACACUUCGAUUAUUCACGGAAAAUAUGCCCAUGAAGAAACUGUUGCCACUGCUUCUUUUGCAGGAAAGUACAUCAUUGUGAAGAAUAUAGCAGAGGCAAUGUAUGUAUGUGAUUAUAUACUUGGUGGCCAACUUGAUGGGUGUAGCUCAACAAAAGAGGAGUUCCUUGAGAAAUUCAAAAACGCUGUUUCUCCAGGAUUUGACCCGGAUGUUGAUCUGGAGAAAGUAGGCAUUGCAAAUCAAACAACGAUGCUUAAAGGAGAAACUGAGGAAAUUGGGAAACUUGUUGAGAAGACUAUGAUGCGUAAGUAUGGAGUUGAAAAUGUCAAUGACCACUUCAUCGCCUUCAACACUAUUUGUGACGCCACUCAGGAAAGACAAGAUGCUAUGUAUCAGUUAGUGAAGGAGAAAGUUGACCUUAUUCUGGUUGUUGGAGGAUGGAACUCCAGUAACACCUCUCAUUUGCAAGAAAUUGGAGAACUCGGUGGAAUUCCAUCCUACUGGAUCGACAGUGAACAAAGGAUCGGACCAGGAAACAGGAUCGCCUACAAGCUAAAUCAUGGUGAACUUGUCGAGAAAGAGAACUGGCUACCCGAAGGGCCUAUUACAAUUGGUGUUACUUCUGGUGCUUCAACUCCAGACAAGGUUGUUGAGGAUGCGCUGCAGAAGGUAUUCGAGAUCAAGCGUCAGGAAGUUUUGCAGGCUGUGUAAAUUUUAAGCAGGAAUUGGUCAAGAGCAUAAUAGCUGAUGGCUUGGCAAAGGUUAGUAGAACCAUUGCACAGGCAAUGCUUGUACAGUAGCUAAGAAUGUAACGCUUUUGGCCCAUACUAUCACGAGGCACUGUCCUUGUGCUGGGAUUUACAGUCUAGUGGAAACGAAAAUGUAGUAAUCAUUUAUACGAAUAACAUUUGCAGCAGUUGUUACAACUUUUUGGCCCUUGAAUUUAUGCCAGGGAAGUAUUUCUUCGUAUAAAGACUGAUUUGUUAGUUCU